Molecule: messenger RNA, 819 nt
Organism: Cotesia congregata
Lineage: Eukaryota; Metazoa; Arthropoda; Insecta; Hymenoptera; Braconidae
Source: the annotation of a GenBank genome assembly
AUGUAUAAACAAUUUUGGAACCUACUAUUAAAAAAAAUUGAUGAAGAUAAAUUAAUAAGACUUGAGCAACAUGUAACCCAACAUUUAAAAACUCAUGAAGCAAAGCAAUGGGAGUGUGAUGUAUGCAGUAAAAUGUUUACUACAGAAUACUUCCUGAAGAAACAUAAAAGAUUGCAUUCUGGAGAAAUGCCAUACAAGUGUAAUAUAUGCAACAAGACAUUUACAUUUCAACAGUCUUAUCAUAAACACAGAUUGUAUCACAAAGAUGAUAAACCACACACGUGCACCACUUGUGACCGGUCCUUCAAAGAGCUUUCGAUGUUGCACAAUAAUGAGAGAAUUCAUACCGGUGAAAAACCUUUCGCAUGCGAAACUUGUGUUCAAACAGCAGAAGCCAAAGAAUCGUUAUCAGAUCACUCUGAAAAUUCCUCAGGUGGAAAUGAUGUCAUCCCUGAAAUAGAUAAAGAUAAAAAUCUCGGAAUCUCAGAAGUAAAACAAGAGAAUAAAUUUGUCCUGGUAGUUGACAAUGGUCAGCCGAUCUUAAAACACGAGCAGGAAAUAAAUUCAACUUUGUCUCAAGAGUGCAGCUCACUGUUGCAAGAAUCACUCCAAAUAAAUGAUCCCGAUGAUUUUUAUCCAUUUUUCGUUAUCAGAAUCAAAAACUUCGACGAGCCUUUUCAAGAAGCUCCAGACCUUUAUAAAGACAUAAAACAUGCCAUCGACGGUAUCCUGCAAGAAAGACGGGAAAUAAAUGCUCUAGAGACGAUAAACGAUGAAUCAUUUAAACAAUUGUUGUAUGAAAUAGACAAAAAAAUUUGA